Nannospalax galili (Upper Galilee mountains blind mole rat) is the source of this 3614-nucleotide messenger RNA. RefSeq names its product HPS4 biogenesis of lysosomal organelles complex 3 subunit 2 (gene Hps4). Gene Ontology annotation, biological process: vesicle-mediated transport. The transcript has 13 exons. The coding region runs from base 1236 to 3284 and encodes 682 amino acids. NCBI's taxonomy places the organism in Eukaryota, Metazoa, Chordata, Mammalia, Rodentia, Spalacidae. The record is from RefSeq and is a predicted model, not a curated record.
AGGGAACCUGAGACGCUGCUCUGGAAGAGGUGCGGUCGGCCGAGGCGUGCGGAGCUGAGGAGAGGGAGGUUGUAGGCCGACACAGGUGCCCUGGGUCCCCCCAGGCACUUCCUCCUUCCUUAAAUACUUAAGCAAACUGCCUCGUGUUCCGAUGGAUCGCAGAAUACUGGCCAGCAUUGGAGACCGGGGGCAGUGAUCUCGGGAAAAGUGGCAUUAGGACUGAAAUUGGGAGUGACCAAAGGGUUAUCGCGUGGAAGGAUUAAACUUUGUUUUGCGUUUUCUCCCAGAGUUACCCAGACCAUUGAAAGGAGGUUACUGGGAGGAGUUAAAGUCUCCUUCAUGGAUGGAUAAUUAAUAAAUUAACUUCACGGAUGGAUAACUUUAAUGCUUUGAACCACCUGUGUCUGGACAGCGGCGUCCUGGAAGUUGCAUGCUGUAUCGAGUUGUCUUCCUCCAGUGGGAGGUGAAAAUGUAUGAAAGUUCUCUGAAAGUUCUGGAAACCACAUACAUACAGAUUAGGCUGUCCAGGUGCACUUCCGUAAUUUAGGUUCCAUUAUUACUUAAGCAACUACUCAGUUUGUGUGGCUGCCCUUAAACAGCCAGCACUUCACGCUUGUUCUUUUUCUCUUCCGGGAGGUUUGCUGCCGAUGCUGGUAAAUCCUACCCGCUGUCUAUUUGUCUUGAAAAAUAAUCUUCACCAUUAUAAAAAGCUCUUUUGAGAAGUCACAUUCAUUUAGCCUUGUGGGUCACAUGCAGUCUCAUGGGUUUCUGAAACCGUUCAUUCUUUGUGUUUACUCAGCGCUGAGACACUGAUGUGUGAACUGGAAGCUUAAGACUUUUGAAGAAAUCCUCAGAUUGGCUUUGAACUAGAAAACUCAGAAAUAUCAGAAACUACCUCUGCCUGCCCAGCAUGCAUCUCCUCUCUGGGGCAUUCCCUGAGAGGAACUGGAAGAGGUCCCUUUGCAGACAGCCAUGCAGAUGUUCCUGAAACCAGACUGCCAGGUCUGACUUGUCCAGUAGAUUUAGUUAGUCAACUUCAGUAUGUUUCCUCCCCGAGUUCUUCUGUAACAACCUGCCAGGAAGGGAAGUCAUGCUUUCAUGUUGAAUGAAAAGUCAGCAAGUAGUGGCUGUGACAGAAACCACCUGACCCAACCACACCUGGAGUCACUGGAUUGGAGAUACAGCUGGGGACAGAAAAAACCCAGAUGAAAAGGAUGAGGCCAGCUGAAGAGUAAAUGGCAGCCACCACCCUUUCAGAGACAAAGUCAGCCUCAUGGUGGAAUUACUUUUUCCUGUAUGACGGUUCCAAGGUGAAGGAAGAACGGGAUCCAACCAGAGCUGGCAUUUGCUACUUCUUUCCCUCCCAGACCCUGUUGGACCAACAGGAGCUGCUUUGUGGCCAGAUUGCCGGCGUUGUGCACUGUGUGUCAGACCUUUCUGGCUCUACCCCUUCUCUCAUCCGUCUUCGGAAGCUCAAAUUUGCCAUAAAAGUGGAUGGGGACCACCUCUGGGCACUGGGCUGUGCAGUAGAACUCUCUGAUGUCAGCUGCAGGCGCUUUCUGGACCAACUCAUUGGGUUCUUUCAUUUCUACAAUGGCCCUGUCUCCCUGGCCUACAAGAGUUAUUCUCUGGAGACACUGAGCCUGCAGUGGGACACCUUCAUCACACAAGUCCUUAGGCACACCAGUGAGCUGCACCGGGUCUUCAGUGCCCUGUGGAGCCUAGACCGCAGCAAGGUGGAGCCCCUCCUGCUGCUGAAGGCAGCCCUCAUCUUACAGACCUGCCAGCGCACGCCUCACAUCCUAGCAGGCUGCAUUCUCUACAAAGGACUGAUUGUGAGUACCCAGCUCCCGCCCUCCCUCACUGCCAAGGUCCUGCUUCAGACUGCAUGCCAAGACCAGAGACUGCCAGCGGCAGGGGACACCCCACAGGGAAGAGGAGCAACAUUGCCCUCAAAUGUGCAGAUCAUCCCUGUUUUCCUGAGUGAAGAGGAAGCUGCUAAUCUCCACGAGUUCCCAGUUGAGUGGAGGAGGAUGAGGUUCCAAUACAGCUCAUCUCAGUACCCUCCCCAGGGUCGGAACACGUCUAUCCUGGCAGAAAAUGUCACCAGACACAUGACAUCUGCAGCCUGGACAUCAGCAGCCACCCUGGAACCUACCCCCACUGAUGGAGCAUGGCUGAAUGGCAGGGGAGAGAAUGGACACUUGCCUGGGCAUGAGCAGAAGUGGGUGGAGUCCACGGGACUGUGCACUACUGCCUGGGGCCAGGGGUCUGGCUGCAGCAGCCAGCUGCAGAAUCUGGGCUUCCCCCAAGGAGAGCUGGACUUGUCUGAAACCCACAUUCCCGAAGCUCAGGAAGCCUUUCCAGCUGUAUGUGCCCCAGACUGCAAAGGCCCUUAUUAUGAGGAAGCUGUCCUUGCCAGCCACUGGACUCCCUCUUUGCCUGUAGAUACAGCUGUUGGCAACUGCCUGGCUCCCUCCUCUCUCAAGAGACUCCCUGAACGUGGAGCCCUAGAACAGGAUGUAGACCUUCCUAGCACCAGUGGCCAAGCCCAAGAGUCUGGUGUCGACCCUCUUCCCAGGAGGGGCAGCAGGUCUGGGCCACUGCCUCCUCCAGGUAUCUGGUCAAGAAAAUGUGAGCUUCUGGAAGGGGGUGGAGGCCACGGGAGCGACACAGUCCCCACUCUGGCACAUGCUUUCCACUCAGCCGACUCUCGAGUCCCUAGCCCCUCUGCAGAUGGAAGUGAUUCUGAGCCAGCCCUUGCAGGCCUUGUGCGCAUGAAUCUCUAUACUCACAGUGUGAAAGGGCUGGUACUGUCUCUGCUCGCAGAGGAGCCUCUUCUGGGAGAUGCCACAGCCAUUGAAGAGGUGUACCACAGCAGCCUGGCCUCGCUGAAUGGGCUGGAAGUCCACCUGAAGGAGACACUGCCCAGAGACGAGCCUGGCCCCGCAGGUAGCUCAUACAACUUCGUACAUUAUGACCGCAUCCAGAGCGUGCUGACUGCUAACCAGCCCCCCAUGGCUGCUCCCCAGGACCGCCGCUUUCUACAGGCUGUCAGCCUCGUGCACUCUGACUUUGCCCAACUGCCCACCCUGUAUGAGAUGACCAUCAGGAACGCCUCCACAGCAGUGUAUGCCUGCUGCAACCCUGCCCAAGAGACCUACUUCCAGCAGCUGGUGCCCACAGCCCGGAGCUCUGGCUUCCCAAACCCUGAGGACUGUGCCUUCAGCCUUGCAGGCAAAGCCAAGCACAAGCUACUGAGGCACGGGGUGAACCUGCUGUGAGCUGGGCUGCUGCCUGGUGUCACCGUGGACUGUGCCGCGGCCCUGCCGGACAGUGUCCCCAGAUGGGAGGCCACGAUGGUUAGGGUUGAUCAGGACUGGACCCUUCAGUGACCAUUGGGAGAAGUGAGUGGUCUCACAUGCUCUGACCCUGUGCUGAUUCUGCUCUGUGAUAGGUGGUUGGUGAAGGUGGUGUAGAACCAUUUGCAGGCUGAAGAGAGAAGCUGCCAGGAUUGCUUUACUCAAAGGACCACUGUGCUAAGGAGAUGUGUUGAGAAUUUCAUGUUUAUGAGACAAAUCCUCAAGGGCUCAAAAUAAAAUGACCAAAACUAU